Molecule: messenger RNA, 819 nt
Organism: Aspergillus alliaceus
Lineage: Eukaryota; Fungi; Ascomycota; Eurotiomycetes; Eurotiales; Aspergillaceae
Exons: 1
Coding region: 127-636 (169 amino acids)
Source: RefSeq, a predicted model, not a curated record
AUUGAUGAUGUGUCUUGUGACGCCGUACUCGUAGCGGUAGUAGGUACGUAUGGAAACCCUGGAAACUUGGUGAUGUAUUUGCUAAUAUAGACAUUACGACUAGUAGUAUAUUUGCCUUGACCAAAAAUGAUAUGUCUUUUGCAGUUAUGCGUGGUGAGUAUUGUGUAUUUAAUUUGUCGAGGAAUAUUGGAAUGCAGCAUGAAUGCCUUAGGCCGUACACGUACACAUUAUUCAACGAAUCGGGGUUCUCCUCCAUUACGUUACUCAUUUGUGGGGUUGGAAGGAAAAUCCUCAGGACUCCAUGGCGCUAAACCUAACAAGGAAAUCUGUUACUUAAUUGAAAUGCGCUCAAUGGCAGACCCAAGAAGUUCAAUACGGUCAUCGUCAUCCCUUCCAGGCGAAGCAAUGUUUUUACUCUCCCUUCUAGCGGUUGACUCUGUGUCUAUUCCGCGGAGAUACAGGACAGAAACGGUCAGCCUUGACAGUCUUUCUUGGGCAAUUAAGGCCAAUCCUCGGCGACUAAAUCCUGAAAAGUACCCCAUGGUCCCAAACCUCCAGUGGCGCUUCGAUGAACCUUUUGCAUGUAGAGUCAUCGGGUUAAGUCUCCAUUCCCUCCCUAACGGUCCAGGCUGGUGAGUGUCCACUUCUCAUUUGCUAUUCAACUGUCAUCGGGUAACCGGAGUCAGACAUUGAGUAGUCAAAAGUCCUCACCUCCCUGUCCUUUGACCGGUACUUUUCGGCUAAGCCUAGGCCCCUUCUCUCUCUCCAUUUUUGUUGUUGUCGUCAGAAAAUUCUCCUGUAUUUCUUCUUCUGUUACUC